Messenger RNA from Capsella rubella, 1727 nucleotides. Its product is annotated as (Z)-3-hexen-1-ol acetyltransferase. The record is from RefSeq and is a predicted model, not a curated record. NCBI's taxonomy places the organism in Eukaryota, Viridiplantae, Streptophyta, Magnoliopsida, Brassicales, Brassicaceae. Bases 155 to 1567 code for a protein of 470 amino acids. The transcript has 2 exons. Gene Ontology annotation, molecular function: acyltransferase activity, transferring groups other than amino-acyl groups.
GAAUGUGUGCUGCAGUAAUUAUUUUUUUAAUGCAUGUGUGUAUCUGAAAACAAAAAUGCUGACAUGUCAGGUCAAAGUGACACUUCCCUCACUCUUUAUAUAUUGAGAGAUCAAGAUAAGUUUGAAACCAUAAAUAUUAAUUUCGAUAUCACCAAUGGAGCUGCAAAUCCCUUCACCCGCAAUGUCCGGAUCAUUGACGUUUAAGGUUCGCCGACAGAAGCCUGAGUUAGUUUCUCCGGCAAAACCAACACCAAGAGGGUUCAAACUCCUCUCUGACAUCGACGACCAAGAAGGACUAAGAUUUCACAUUCCUACUAUCUUCUUCUAUAGACAUAAUCCUAAAACUUACUCCGAUCCAGUCGCAGUGAUUCGGAGAGCCCUUGCGGAGACGCUGGUUUACUACUACCCGUUCGCUGGCAGGCUUCGGGAAGGACCAAACCGGAAACUCGCCGUGGACUGCACCGGUGAAGGCGUUUUGUUUAUCGAGGCAGAUGCUGAUGUAACGCUUGUAGAGUUUGAAGAGAAGGAUGCUCUUAAGCCUCCUUUCCCUUGCUUCGAAGAGCUUCUGUUUGACGUUGAAGGUUCUAGUGAAGUGCUUAACGCUCCUUUGAUGCUCAUGCAGGUCACGCGCUUGAAAUGUGGCGGUUUUAUCUUUGCCGUCCGUAUCAACCACGCAAUGUCUGACGCCGCCGGUCUCGCGCUCUUCCUUAAAACGAUGUGUGACUUCGCCCGGGGUUAUCAGGCUCCUACGGUUGCUCCGGUGUGGGAACGUCACCGUCUGAGCACCAGGGUCCCGUUGCCUGUGUCACACGCACACCGAGAGUAUGACGAAAUGCCGGUAAUUGGUGUUGAGAACGGUGGUAAAGGAGACAAUCUGGUAGUCCGGUCAUUCUUCUUCGGCCAGAGGGAGAUGUCAGCUAUACGGAGGCUCCUGCCACUGAAUCUUGUCAAUAGCAGCACCGAUAUAGAAACACUAACUUCAUUCCUAUGGCGUUAUCGCACAAUCGCUCUACGACCUGAUCCCAAUAAGGAGAUGCGACUUAUAUUCAUCGUCAACGCGCGUUCUAAGCUUAAAACCCCACCGCUGUCUCCAGGAUACUAUGGAAACGCGUUUGCGUUCCCAGUAGCAAUCGUAACCGCUAAAGAUUUAACUGAGAAACCGUUAGAGUUUGCUCUGAGACUAGCAAAAGAGGCGAAAUCUAGUGUGACUGAAGGGUACAUGCGUUCGCUUGUGAAUCUGAUGGUGAAAAAGGGAAGACCAAGCUUCUCGUCAGACGGAGCCUUCCUGGUAUCGGAUGUGAGAAUUUUUUCAGCCAUCGAUUUUGGAAUUUGGGGGAAACCGGUUUACGGUGGAAUCGGGACAGCUGGAGUUGCGGAUUUUCCAGGCUCUAGCUUCUGCGUCUCAGCUGAGAAGAGAAAUGGUGAGACAGGGAUCAUCGUACCGAUUUGUUUGCCAGAGAAGGCGAUGCAAAGGUUUGUGAAAGAGCUCGAGGGAGUUUUUAGCAGUCAAUUAGCAUCCAAUGGAGGAGUCAAAAGCCCUGAUAAAUUGAUAUUGUCUUCUCUGUAAAAUGAUUACUGGGGUUUAAGAACUAGGUAUCUGCAUUUCCAAUCGGGUUACCCUAUCAUAUGAUGUUAGAGAAUUAUAUGUGGUGAAGAUGUUUAAAUCAUACGAUGUUCUAAUGUAAAAUAGCAAGAGAAAUCUGAGAAGUUGGUGCUAAUUCAAUCUC